ACAACUCCUUCCUAAAACCGCAGUAACCCAGCUAGCAAUAUUCCAACCAUGCAAGCAACCGUGCUGCGCUCGCAAGUCCUCCGCGCAGCCGCCAGACCGACCGCAGCCCGCGCCGUCCCCCGCGCCCGCCGCACCUACGCUGCCGGCCCAGGCGGCGAAGCCGCGCCCCAGCCCGGCGCGCCCAAGGGCGGCAGCAACACCCCGCUGCUCGUGGGCCUGCUCGCCGUCGGCGCGGGCGGCGCGUACUACUACUACUACGCGACGGCGGGCGAGACCGCCGGGGCGCGGCGCAAGGCGGACCAGGAGGCGCUCAAGGGGCACGUGAACGGCGCGGUCGACGCGGGCAAGGCGACGGCGCAGGACGCGCUGCAGGAGGGGCAGCAGAAGUACGGCGAGCUGAAGGGAACUGGCGCGGAUAAGCUGCAGGCCGAGCGCGCGCGGGCGGAGCGCGCGGCGGCGGACGCCGAGGCGAAGCUGGAGCAGUACAAGGCGCAGGCGAAGGGCGCGUACAGCUCGACCGUCGCGUCCGCGCAGGAAAAGUACGACCACGCGCGCGCGAGCGCGUCGAGCACGCUCUCGGACGCGGAGCGCAAGCUCGAGGAGGCGAAGGCGGCGACGGAGAAGCAGGCGAGCAGCUGGUGGAGCUGGCUCACGUUUGGCCUGUUUGGCGGGAACCAGGCGAGCGGGAAGGAGGAGGGCGCGGAUAAGGUGAAGCAGGAGAGCGCGAGCUUGAGCGAGACGCAGAGGAAGGUGUAGGUGGAGUGGACAAACGCCGGUGGCGCUCAAUUCUUUUGUAUUUUCAUGGUGUAUGUAAUCUAAUGACAAGGAUGUACCACCACAACUUGGUCUAUUGAACCUGCUACUUCGACUCGUCGCCUCGCCCUGUCCAUACAGGCCAGAACAAACGUCGAGUCGUCC
Molecule: messenger RNA, 918 nt
Organism: Gloeophyllum trabeum ATCC 11539
Lineage: Eukaryota; Fungi; Basidiomycota; Agaricomycetes; Gloeophyllales; Gloeophyllaceae
Exons: 3
Coding region: 49-756 (235 amino acids)
Source: RefSeq, a predicted model, not a curated record